Hibiscus syriacus is the source of this 1295-nucleotide messenger RNA. Its product is annotated as KH domain-containing protein At2g38610-like. Gene Ontology annotation, cellular component: nucleus. NCBI's taxonomy places the organism in Eukaryota, Viridiplantae, Streptophyta, Magnoliopsida, Malvales, Malvaceae. Gene Ontology annotation, molecular function: mRNA binding. Gene Ontology annotation, biological process: regulation of mRNA splicing, via spliceosome. The transcript is spliced from 7 exons. The coding region runs from base 100 to 933 and encodes 277 amino acids. The record is from RefSeq and is a predicted model, not a curated record.
UUCUCCUGCUCAAAUUGGGAAAUCUUCUCUUUUUUUCUUUUUUUAAGCUGAAAAGGUCAUUCAUUUAUAAAGAAUUGAAUCCUCAAAGGCUAAACUACUAUGUCUGGCAUCUAUAAUUCUGCCAGAGCUGCUUCUCCUCAGAUCAGAACCACCCCAGAUACUGACAGUCAGUACUUAUCAGAACUGUUGGCUGAGAAUCAAAAGCUUGGACCUUUCAUGCAAGUCCUUCCAAUAUGUAGCCGCCUGCUAAAUCAAGAGAUAUUUCGGGUCUCAGGAAUGAUGUCCAACCAGGGAUUUGGCGACUUUGACCGAAUGAGGUAUAGAAGCCCUAGUCCCAUGGCUUCUUCGAACCUUAUGUCAAAUGUUUCUGGGACAGGAUUAGGCGGCUGGAAUAGUCUUUCCCAAGAGAGAUUGAGCGAACCACCGGGGAUGUCAAUGGACUGGCAAGGUGCCCCAGCAAGUCCUAGUUCAUACACUGUGAAGAGGAUUUUGCGUCUUGAAAUUCCUGUUGAUACAUAUCCAAACUUCAAUUUUGUUGGACGACUUCUAGGCCCCAGAGGAAAUUCAUUAAAGCGGGUGGAAGCUACUACUAGCUGCCGAGUCUACAUCAGAGGCAAAGGAUCAAUAAAGGAUCCAGACAAGGAAGAGAAGCUGAGAGGUAGACCAGGAUAUGAGCACCUGAACGAUCCACUCCACAUUUUAAUCGAGGCUGAUUUGCCUCCUAAUAUUGUUGAUACAAGGCUUAGACAGGCACAGGAAAUCAUUAAGGAGUUGCUUAAACCCGUGGACGAGUCGCAAGAUUUUAUCAAGAGACAGCAGCUGCGCGAGCUGGCAAUGCUAAACUCGAAUUUCAGAGAAGAUAGUCCUGGUCCAAGUGGCAGUGUUUCUCCUUUUAAUUCAAGUGGAAUGAAACGUCCAAAAACCGGACGCUGAGAAUCAAACCUGAAAAUCAUUUGGGAUUGUUUCUACCGUGCUCCAGGAUUUCAUAAGCCAACUAUAUCUUCUGAUACAUAUCGGUUCCGUGUACCUUGGAAAGACUAGACUAACAGUUGCAGCUGCCACCGGUGAUGGGAUUUUCAUCGUUCAACUGUUUUGCUGAUUGAUAAAAAAAAGAAAAAAAGAAAAUUGGGUCUUGGAGUCUAGAUUUGGUGAGGUCAGUACUCAGUUUUGCUGUAAAAUCUGAAUACAUUCAUUGGAUUUAUUCAUGUGUUUAGUAGGUUGAGUGUGAAAUAUACAUAUAUAUAUAUAUAUAUAUAUAUAAUAUUGAUGGUGAGGUGGGGUUCAUCUGAGUUUUA